ACUUCCUGUGAAACGUUGUGUGUUUAUUUGCGCAGCCUGAUCCUGUCAGGACAAAUCCAGGGAGAAACACGAACAUAUGUGGAGCCUGUCAGGAUUCACCCGGGGCUGAAACAACUCACAGCUCGUCCUUGACAGACGAGAAGAAGCCAAGAUGGCGGCCGCCGCAGCGAGAAGCCUGAGCUCCAAUUUGGCUAAAAACCUCAGAGAGAUUCGCCUCCACCUCUGCCAGAGCUCAGCAGCCAGCCAGGGUGCCAGGGACUUUGUGGAGCAGAACUAUGUGGGCCUGAAGAAGGCCAACCCAGACCUUCCCAUUCUGAUUCGAGAGUGUUCUGGAGUCCAGGCCCGGCUCUGGGCCCGAUAUGAUUUUGGGAAGGAGAGGAGCGUCUCGGUGGACAACAUGUCAGCUGAGCAGGUGGCCGCCACCCUUAAGACUCUGGCCCAGUCCAAACAUUAAGCCCCGCACCCUCAGAGCCAGCUCUACUUUCUCUAUUUUCUCUGUAAAUGUGUUGAUAUGAAUAAAGACUCUUGACUCCA
Molecule: messenger RNA, 534 nt
Organism: Poecilia latipinna (sailfin molly)
Lineage: Eukaryota; Metazoa; Chordata; Actinopteri; Cyprinodontiformes; Poeciliidae
Gene: ndufa2
Product: NADH:ubiquinone oxidoreductase subunit A2
Exons: 3
Coding region: 152-454 (100 amino acids)
Cellular component (GO): respiratory chain complex I
Source: RefSeq, a predicted model, not a curated record